Molecule: messenger RNA, 2604 nt
Organism: Callorhinus ursinus (northern fur seal)
Lineage: Eukaryota; Metazoa; Chordata; Mammalia; Carnivora; Otariidae
Source: RefSeq, a predicted model, not a curated record
AUGCGGACCUGGUUGGCCCUGAGGCUGGUGAACGGCACAGGGAGUUGCUCAGGCCGAGUGGAGGUUCUCAUCCAGGGCAGGUGGGGGACCGUGUGUGAUGACCUCUGGGACCUGGCUGAGGCCACAGUGGUGUGCCGCCAGCUGCGGUGUGGCCAGGCCAUGGCGGCCCCCACAGGGGCCCACUUCGGGGCAGGCUCCGGGAAGAUUCUGUUGGAUGAUGUGCAGUGUGUGGGCAGUGAGAGCCACCUGGGGCAAUGCAUGCACAGAGCUGAGGCCGGGCACAACUGCAGGCGCCUGGAGGAUGUCGGCAUCAUCUGCGCAGCCUAUGAGAACCUGCUUCCCACAUCAUUGGUGAUAGCAGCAGCUCAACACCCACCUUCUUCUGCACCUCCAGGAGGCUGGGCCCCCGUGCGGCUGAUAGGUGGCCAUGGGAGAUGCGCAGGCCGUGUGGAACUCUUCUACCAGGGAGUCUGGGGGACCGUGUGUGAUGACCUCUGGGACCUGCCAGAAGCAAACAUCAUCUGCAGGCAGCUCGGGUGUGGCUGGGCCAUUUUAGCCCCAGGUGAGGCCCACUUUGGGGAAGGCUCUGGGAAGAUCCUCCUUGACAACGUGCACUGCGGGGGAGAUGAACAGCACCUGGAGGAGUGCUCCCACAUGGGCUGGUUUUCCCACAACUGUGGGCACGGAGAAGAUGCUGGCGUGAUCUGUUCAGAAAAAUCUAGGUGUGGCAGAAUAAUUACCAGCUCAUCUGGAGCGAUUAGGAAUCCCCCACAGAACAAAAUGCAUGACAACAUAACCUGUGUGUGGGAAAUCAAGGCUAAUGCAUCUGAUCACAUACUGCUGGCAUUUCCAUAUCUUAACCUAGAUUGCACCAAUGAAUACUUUGAAAUCCUGGACGGCCCUCCAUCCUCAACAAAGUCCCUGGGGAAGACCUGCUCUGGGUCCUACCUCACCUACUCGUCCUGCUCCAGCUCAAUGACCCUGGUGUACUUCCGAAGCUUCAACAACAUAGGGAAAAACUUCGUUGCUUAUUAUUAUUCUGCAGCCAAAGAGGCGAGUUCAAGGACCCCACAUCUAAUCACCAUCCCAACAGCAACACCCAAGACAGUGACAGCAAGACCAGGGGACUGGCCAGAGCUGCGGCUGGUGGGCGGCUCAGGUCGGUGCUCAGGACGCGUGGAGGUCCUCCACCAGGGGGCCUGGGGCACCGUGUGUGAUGACCUCUGGGACCUGAACGAAGCCGAGGUCGUGUGCCGACAGCUGGGGUGCGGACGGGCCAUGUCUGCCCUGGGGAAGGCCCCCUUCGGCCCGGGCUCUGGAAACAUCUUCCUGGACAACCUGCAGUGCUCCGGGGUGGAGCGCUGCCUGGGCCAGUGUGCCCACUCGGGCUGGUCGGAGCACAACUGUGGCCACCACGAGGAUGCCGGCGUCAUCUGCUCAGAUGCUGAAGAAUCGCUCAUUAAUAGUCCAGGGGACUGGCCAGAGCUGCGGCUGGUGGGCGGCUCAGGUCGGUGCUCAGGACGCGUGGAGGUCCUCCACCAGGGGGCCUGGGGCACCGUGUGUGAUGACCUCUGGGACCUGAACGAAGCCGAGGUCGUGUGCCGACAGCUGGGGUGUGGACGGGCCGUGUCCGCCCUGGGGAAGGCCCACUUCGGCCCGGGCUCUGGAAACAUCUUCCUGGACAACCUGCAGUGCUCUGGGAUGGAACACUACCUGGGCCAGUGUGCCCACUCGGGCUGGUCGGAGCACAACUGUGGCCACCACGAGGAUGCCGGCGUCAUCUGCUCAGAUGCGGAAGAACUGCCUCCUCCCACACCUCCAGGGCCCUCUUCCUCUCCAGGUGACUCCUUACAAGGUGGCUCAGGCUCCUGCGGAGGGGUCUUGUCAAGUCUCUCUGGCUCCUUUUCCAGUCCGCUGUACCCGGAAAGCUACCCGACAGACAUCGAGUGUGUUUGGGAGAUUCAUGUGGAUAAAAAAUUCCGCAUAGAACUCAUGAUUCCAACUUUGAACCUGGAGGAUAUCCUUGGAUGCCCCUACGACUCCGUUGAAAUCUUUGAUGGCCCCAGGAUUGCCUCGCUGUCCAUGGGGAAGUUCUGUGCCUCAGUAGCUGUGAUAUUUUCCUCCUCCUCGGAUAUCAUGACCGUGGUGUUCCGAAGUGAUUCUAUGAUCACCAACACUGGCUUUUAUGCCCUGUUCAAUGCAAUUCCACAGGGCAAAGGAGAGUCAGAAGAUGGACCCCAGCUGCGGCUGGUGGGCGGCUCAGGUCGGUGCUCAGGACGCGUGGAGGUCCUCCACCAGGGGGCCUGGGGCACCGUGUGUGAUGACCGCUGGGACCUGAAUGAAGCCCAGGUGGUGUGCCAACAGCUGGGGUGUGGUCGAGCCAUUGCGGCCCCUGGAAAGGCUCACUUCGGCCCUGACUCUGGAAACAUCCUCCUGGAUAACAUUCAGUGUUCAGGAAGCGAGAACCACCUUGGCCAGUGCCCUAGCUCCAGCUGGUCGGACCACAAUUGUGGCCACCAUGAGGACGCAAGUGUCAUCUGCUCAGGUAGCCUCUCCUCCCAUGGCAGGUUCUUUUUGACCUUUCGACCAGCAGAAUUUGAGUGA